AGCUCACGUCCCGUCUUCCACAUGCAUCACUGACUGCUCGAACCAUGGAUCCUCUUCGGGCGACGACGACAGCGAACGCUCGUAGUCCGUCGCCAGCAAUACCUGGUGCAUGGCCUGCGACGCCGCUGCACAAACGCUCUCUUACUUGUCCGGUUCCGACCCAGUCCAACGCCCAGCCUCAGCAUGUACCGGCGUCUGCGACGUUGCCCGAGCCUCUGCAUCUCGACCGCGUUUUGAACUUUCAUCAAAGGCUCUCUUUGGCUCUGUCUGAACCUAAUAACAACACCAAGAAACAUGCCUCUUUUACUGUUACUCCAUCCUGCCCCAAUGCAUCGCCAUCUAUGCCAUCAGAUGACUCGGAUUUGACGAAAUACAAUCCAAAUGAUACUUCACUCUCUGUGGUGGACACUUCAGUUGCUACUUCCCGCACUUCACCUAUGACCCCAGAUCGCGUCCUGUUCAAAUCGCUGGAAGAAUCGUCGCCCUCGCCUCAAAUGAACGACAACGUGCGCAUACAUGGACAGAAAACCCGGAAUCAUGCUCAUAGCUCUGAGCCAAAUCAUAUAUUCGGUGAAAGCAGCCCUGCUGGUCCUAGUACAUCAUUCCCUAGUCCAGGCAUGCUGGCUAAUUCAUCUUUUUCAUCGUCUCCCUGCCCGUCACCGACCUCGCCAAUGGUGUUCAACUCCCCGAGCCCAUCUAUCCUCCCUCCUCGAAGUAGAACCCGUACGAGCUCUUCUCAGGCCUCUUAUGACCACCUCAGUUCACUUUCUUGCAUCACGUCCUCUGAAGAAGACUUUGGCGUUGUACGUACAUAUGAACCUUCCCGAUCUUUGUCGCCAAGUCCAUCAUCCCACGCUUCAUGGUAUAAUCAAGCACUAAGGAUGCCCGUGCUCUAUACACCAGACCGCGUCUCUCCCUCAGUGGAAGAACUUGCUCCACCUACUAUACCUAUGCUAACAGGCCUUUCCCUUCCUGGAACCCCAGACGACAGUCUGAGCAUAGACGGCAACCCUGUUUCGAAUAGCUUCCUCGCUUCGCCUCGAUCCGACGUAAACGAGCCCGAAUGGACUCUUGCAUUGUCUGCAGCGACUCCUACUCCCACUGCUUCUGUUUCCGUACAUGACACAUCACCAUCUUUAUCUCUGUCACCAACGUCAUCAUUCAGAGCGCAAUUAAACCUAGAUGCGGCUGAACAUGUCCUUAGUUUUCCUUCUCAUAAUCCCUCAUCAGCCGGUGCUUCCGUAGAGCCGUCUCCAACCAUUGGAAUGUCAGAGACCGGUUCCCUGGAAACUAGUGCCGCGGAGUACGCUGCAGCCGUCAUGUCCUCUGUAUGGAGCUCCCACAACCCUUCCCUUGAACCCAUUGUCAUCGAGACUACCACCAGGGUCGAACUGUCGGACGAUAAUCGUCGUACGCGUAGUGUUGCAUCAGACAGGCCUGCUCGUGCAGGGUCUCGCCAGUCAUGGAAUAAGAAACGAGAGAUACUGCUCAAAGUGAAGAUGUUUGGAGGGAGGGUGAAGCAAUUGUUGGCUCGGGGAGUUGGACGUGAAGAACGUAGGAAAGAACUUCCUAGACCUCAUAGUGCUCCUUCAAUGCGGACACCUUCACCUCCUGGCGUCCCAUCUCUUGACCUUGGUGAUGACGUUCAUCCGCUGGAACGAGGGUCAAGCGAGGAAGGAAAUCAUCGCAUUCGUAGACCGCGUCCCAGUUUGACCACACAUACCUAUACACCAGUGAACACCGGUACUUCUGAUCCAAGUACCUCGCCUCCUUCCAUUCGUGUUUUGCCACCCAGUGCUCCUACGACCCCAUAUACAAAUGACCGCGCUGUACCCAAAUCUGAAUCGGACGUCGUUGCGAACGCUCAAAUUGCAAUGCAUGCUCGUCCCAAAACACUAGCCGAAAUCAAGUCUGGCCGCCGUUUUUCUCUGUCUGCGAUCACCCGUCUCACCCGUCUCUCUUCCCCACCCUCGGCGUCUUCAGUCCUUAUAUCUCCGCCCAGGCGGCGACGCCCUGUUUCUGCCCUUGCUUUGCCAUCGAGGAGACCGGACAGUUUCCAGUUCGACGUCCAGAAUGUGUCUUUACGGGACUCCGAUGUUCAAGGUCCAGUGAUUCGCUCAGGGCGGCGAAGCGUCCCUACAAGCUUACGUCCUCCUCCUGGUUUAGAUAUUCCAUCCACAAGGGGAGCAACACCCAGUCCUGAACCUGUGGCUGGACCAUCUCGUGUUCGUUUUUCACUGGACGUAGAGAAAACGAAGAAGAAUACCCGUCGCCGCUUUUCCUUGUCUGCCCUCUCUACUUUUGCUGCUGGAUUGAAAGGAGAGGGUUCGUGGACUAGACACCAGUCAAAUGAGCAUUGAUAAUGCUGCUUCGUCGGAAUACAUGGAAUUAAAAGUACGGCACAUUCUAGAUAUCCAAGUCCUCGUCAGGAUCAUCGUCGUCAAUGUCAUCAGCAGAAUCUGGAUCGUAUAAGAUAGACCCGGCCGUUGGUGCUGGUGUCUCAAGCGCUUUACCUAAGGACAAGUGAACAUAAUGUUGCAUGCCAUAAAAUAUGGGUGUACCUUCAUGAGCGUAUGGCAAA
Molecule: messenger RNA, 2581 nt
Organism: Desarmillaria tabescens
Lineage: Eukaryota; Fungi; Basidiomycota; Agaricomycetes; Agaricales; Physalacriaceae
Exons: 4
Coding region: 45-2360 (771 amino acids)
Source: RefSeq, a predicted model, not a curated record